AUGGCCGCCCCAGAACAGGUUCCAAAUGGCACCGCCUCAGAUACAGCAGAGGCCAUCCAAGAGCCUGCCCAUCCCGUGGCUGUCGCCACCGAGACCGACGUGGACGUUGAAGCAGAGAACGGCGGGGAAGCUUUAAUAAACCUGACCAUUGUCUUACCUGAUUCCAAUGCGACGAAGAUGCAGAUAAUGGUCUCGUCUCAGGAACAAGUUCACGAGGUCCGUCAAUCCAUCAUCGACUUGCCUGCUGCAUUUCGCUAUACCUGUUUUCAUCUCGAGCAUCGAGGCAACAAAGUCAAUGACUUUAUUUCUAUUGCCGAAGUCCCCGACCUCGACCCGGAGCCCGAGUUCCAUUUGGUAGAAGACCCGUACACGGAGAAAGAGGCACGAAUCCAUCUGGUAAGGAUUCGCGAGCUCAUUGGCGCUGCUGGCGAUCGCGUAGGCAUUUACCAAGGUGUUCUCCCUGGACUUUCGCUCUUUGAAAGCGUUGCUCGACAGACUCAAAAAGUUUCCGGUGCCGCUCAAGACGUAUCACCACUAAAAGAUUUCAACUUCCAGUCUGCACCGUGCUUGAGCAGCCUUGUCCCUGACUUCUUUGAACCUGGACCAAGGACGGUCAGAUCUGUUGGACUUUCGUCAUGGAAUCCUCCACCAUGCCACUUGAGACAACGUGGCCACCUGCUAUACAUUGUAGUCACUACCAAUGAGGGAGAACAAUUCCAAAUCACCUCUCAUGUAUCGGGCUUCUAUGUGAACAAGUCUUCGAACGCCAAGUUUGACCCCUAUCCUCGAGCAGCACCCAAAGGAUACGCUUCUCAUUCUCUGCUAGAGCUCAUAACUCUCAUCUCACCUUCCUUCUCAGAUGCAUUCCAACAGCUACUCGAGUACAACAGCCAGAGAGAUCCUCUGGCUACGUUUCAAAUAACUAAUGCCGUUCCAUCCUCACCAUGGGCGGUGCCUCCGCCAACAUCAGUACUAUGUACUCAUGUCGCUGACCCCACGCGCCCGCAAGAAACCUUGUUGCUCUCCGGAGUUGAGAAUACAGACACAUUGCGUGAUUGGAAUGAAGAGUUCCAAUCCGCCAAAGAACUGCCGAAAGAAACUGUGCAAGAUCGAGUGUUUCGUGAGAGACUAGUAUCAAAGCUAUUCGCAGACUACAAUGACGCUGCUAUCAAAGGCGCAGUCAUGGUCGCCCGAGGGGAGAUUGCGCCUCUUAACCCUACGGAGAGCAGAGAUGCUCAGAUAUUUGUGUACAACAACAUUUUCUUUUCCUUUGGUGCCGACGGUGUCGGUACCUUUACAUCUGAAGGCGGAGAUGAAGCCGCCAGAGUUGCGACAGGAAAGGAUGUUGCAGGGGUAAGAUUGGUCAAUCAGCUUGACAUUGAAGGCUUGUUUGCUCCAGCUACUGUUGUCGUCGACUAUCUUGGUAAACGAAUUGUUGGCCAAAGUAUUGUGCCUGGUAUCUUCAAACAGCGCGAGCCGGGAGAAAACCAGAUCGACUAUGGUGCCGUGGGUGGCAAGGACGUUGUUGCAGAUGAUGAGCGCUUUGCUGCGUCGUUCGCGCAGCUGUCAAAAGCCCUCAAAGUCAAGAGGCAUCCCGUUUGGGACAAGGACGGAAAGCGAUUUGACUUGGAGGCCAGCGUUGAGACCAAAGGCCUCCUCGGAACCGAUGGGCGAAAAUAUGUCCUGGACCUUUACCGAAUCACGCCAUAUGAUAUCAGUUGGCUCGAGGAAACGAAGCUUCAGACUGAGAAAGGAAAUUCUAUGGCAUACCCGCAUCGUAUGACCGUCCUUAGACCCGAGCUCGUUGACUCGUUUGCUCGCUAUAAGAUGAAACAGUGGGUUGAUGCUGAACUUGCACGCCGUGACCAAAAGAAAGCAGACGAACAUGUCCAGAAUGAAUCUAGGGCAGCAUCCGAAGAAAGAAAGCCUAAAGCACAGCUUGACCUCUCUGAUUUCAAAUUUUCACUCAAUCCCGACGCCUUCAGCGGCCAACUCCCUCAAUCAGAUGAGGAAAAGUUGCAACUUCAGGAGGACGAAGACGAAGUGCGGCAAGCCGCAAAUUAUCUACGCAACCAGGUGGUUCCAGACCUAUUACAGGAACUUUCAGACUCUGACAUCAGCUUUCCAAUGGAUGGCCAGUCUCUGAGCCGCCUAUUGCACAAGCGAGGCAUUAAUGUCCGAUAUCUAGGAGCUGUUGCUUCUCAGGCUACCGGCGAAAGGUUGCGUUGCCUCAAGGAGAUCUGUAUUCAGGACAUGAUAGCACGUGCGUUCAAGCAUGCCGCAGCCGUCUAUUUGAGGAAUCUUCCCGUUCCCUUCACGACAGCCUGUAUAUCACAUCUGCUCAACUGUUUGCUGGGCCAGGAAUUAAACGCAAAGCCCAGGGCCGAAGUUGAACCCUCGCUCAAGUCACUGUAUUUUGACGCCGAUUUGUCCUUUGAGCUAGUCACGCCGACAGAACUUCGAGCUACCGUCGAGGAACAAGUCCUCAAACGCUUCAGAUACAAAUUGGAUGACAACUGGCUCAAUACCAUUCGCAAAGUCCAGCUACUACGCGAGAUUUGCCUGAAACUUGGUAUCCAGAUUCAAGCCAGGGAUUACAGCUUCGACGGAAGACCAAAUGCUUCUGAACAGUCCGUCGAGGCCACUGCCAACCAUGUGAACGGGCAGCAAAACGGGGAAUCGAAGGACAAGAAGAAAAAGAAGAGGGGGCAGGAGUCAUCUACUACCACAGCUACCAUGACCACUCCGAACUUGACAUUCUCACCUAACGACAUAGUCGAUGUUGUUCCCGUCAUCAAGCACUCCGCGCCACGAAGCGCUCUAGCAGAGGAAGCCCUCGAGGCCGGACGGCUGUCGAUCAUCCAAAAUCAGAAGAAGCUGGGUCAAGAACUUCUUCUCGAAUCGCUGUCAUUGCAUGAGCAGAUUUACGGCAUUCUGCACCCGGAGGUAGCUAGAGUUUACAACAGCUUAUCAAUGCUAUACUACCAACUGGAUGACAAGGAAGCGGCGGUCGAACUGGCCAGAAAGGCCAUCGUCGUGGCUGAGCGUACUGUUGGUAUUGACUCAGCCGAGACAUUACUGAACUACCUCAAUUUGAGUUUGUUCCUACAUCAAGUAGGAGAUAGCCGGGGAGCCCUGACAUAUUCAAAGCAUGCAUUGGUGCUUUGGAAGGUAAUUUACGGGCCAGGCCAUCCUGACUCGAUUACGACGAUUAAUAACGCAGCCGUCAUGUUGCAACACCUGAAGCAGUACCAUGAGUCAAGGUUGUGGUUUGAGGAAUCACUUCGCGUGUGCGAGUCUGUGUUCGGCAAACAAUCCAUCAACUCGGCAACUUUGCUGUUCCAGUUGGCACAAGCUCUCGCUUUGGACCACGAUUCGAAGGGAGCCGUCAAUCGCAUGCGUGAGUCGUACAACAUCUUCCUCAGUGAGCUCGGGCCGGAGGAUAAAAACACGAAGGAGGCCGAAAGCUGGCUGGAGCAGUUGACCCAGAACGCCGUGUCCAUUGCCAAGCAUGCCAAGGAUGUCGAGUCUCGCCGUAUUCGUUCGGGUAUCCGCUUCCCGGCAACUGUUCCCCCCGAACAACAAGCUGAUGCCCGGUCCCAGCGCAUGGCUCAGUCCUCGCAGAUGGAUCCACGGAGUAUUGACGAAUUGAUCAAGUUCAUCGAAGGGGGAGACCAAAAGUCCAAGUCCUCGAAGAAGCGACCUGGUCGAGGAAACCCUAAGCGCAGGGGACAGUCUACAAAAGCAUAG
Molecule: messenger RNA, 3750 nt
Organism: Metarhizium album ARSEF 1941
Lineage: Eukaryota; Fungi; Ascomycota; Sordariomycetes; Hypocreales; Clavicipitaceae
Product: GSKIP/TIF31 domain protein
Exons: 4
Coding region: 1-3750 (1249 amino acids)
Biological process (GO): intracellular distribution of mitochondria
Cellular component (GO): cytoplasm
Molecular function (GO): protein binding; mRNA binding
Source: RefSeq, a predicted model, not a curated record